Messenger RNA from Gigantopelta aegis, 5156 nucleotides. RefSeq names its product contactin-like. Gene Ontology annotation, biological process: cell-cell adhesion. The coding region runs from base 1 to 3063 and encodes 1020 amino acids. Lineage: Eukaryota; Metazoa; Mollusca; Gastropoda; Neomphalida; Peltospiridae. The record is from RefSeq and is a predicted model, not a curated record. Gene Ontology annotation, molecular function: protein binding. The transcript has 19 exons.
AUGGGAACUGAAAACGAAAUUGAAGUGACGUCACAGACCAACCUUCGCUACACACUCACUAAUGGUAAACUGACGUUUGCCAGGCCCGAUCCGGAUUCGGACGCUGGCAAGUACCAGUGCGUGGCCGAGAACACGGUUGGGUCGAUAAUAGGUCCACCGGUGGUCGUCACGGCUGGGUACUUGAAGGAAUUUGUCAACUUGAAGCCAGGGGCAGUGAGGGCGAAACUCUUCCAGGGAACAUACAUCACUUGUAACACGCCGAAUUUUAAUCCAAAGGUGUAUUACCAGUGGUAUAAGAAUGAUAUCGCUCACUUCAUACGUCCAACUCUCAACCCGCACACGUUUAUUUCCGAAAAUGGCCGAGUGUACAUCUCGGAAGUGCAGAAGUCGGACGAGGGCGAGUACCACUGUAUUGUGACGCUCACGGCGCCAUACGGAGAGAAGCUGGCCACGACGCAACCCCCAAGCAGAAACAGUCUAGGCAUCGGCUUAAUCGUGGAAGGCGAAAAUGCAAAUGAUUAUGGUCCGGAUAUUCACGAUGAUUUCCCAGCUGUUUUCCCAAGCCCUCCAGAACGAGGGCGAGAAAUUCGGAUUGAAUGUUUCGCAUAUGGCAAACUACCGCUGUACUACUCCUGGCAGAAGGUGAACGGAAGUCUGCCCCUGGGGGUGAGAUUUGAAAAUCUGAACCGGGUGCUCGUUAUUCCCAGGGCCAGACUGGAGGACAGUGGGGUGUACCGGUGCCACGUCAAACGCGGGGGUGCAGCAGCCACGAAAGACAUCUCCGUGACGAUUGCCUCUCGUCCAUACUUUCUGUUUCCUUUAAUGGACAAGUAUAUCGAUAUGAACAGUCAGCUCACGUUGAGAUGUGAAGCGGUCGCUGUUCCGCGCGCCACAUAUACGUGGUACAAGAACUCACUUCCGCUGAUGUCACUUCCUGGUGAUGUAGAAAUCUACCGAAAUACACUGAUCAUCAGACAGGCGAAUCCUGAGCGGCACAACGGAAUGUACCAGUGCAUGGCGGAAAACAGAUAUGGGAAAACUUUGAGUGGCGCUGAGCUCAAAGUACUUAGAUUUAAGCCUUCAUUUGACAAAUACCCGCUCUCUGACGCUCUGAUGGGAACCGUUAAUGGAAACAUCACCAUCAAGUGCCUGCCGGAAGCAGCUCCAACACCGGAAGUGAAGUGGUCUCACAAUGGCAGCCCUCUCGGCCUGUCGUUUGGCGCCAGUGGUCGGCUGACGCUACUGUUGAGCGGGUUUCUCGUCAUAUCUCAACUCACUCAAAGUGACGAAGGAAGCUACACGUGCACGGCGACAAACUCGGAAGGAACCGCGUCAUCGACUGGUCAUCUGUCUGUUGUCGGUCACACUGUACUGAAUGUAAAGCCGUCUAACACAGACGUCAUUGUGAACGAGACGGCGUUCAUGUUCUGUGAGGCCUCUUAUGACGUCACAAGGGUUGACGUAGUUUACAUUUGGCUCUUUGAAGACAGAAUUAUCAACAUCGACCAAGAUCCUCACUUCGUGCAAGGUAUCCGCGGUGGUGGGCGUGGCCUGUAUAUCCGUAACGCCCAGUAUAAACACGCUGGACAGUACACGUGCAUGGCUCAGACAGCUCAGAAACAUGUUGAUGCUGGGGCUAGUCUCCGUGUGUAUGGUCCGCCAGACGAGCCGGCUGGGGUGUUCGCGUACCACUUCCGCGGACAGGACGUCGACCUGAGGUGGACCCCGCCCCUCGUGACUGACCCCCACGCUGAGCCUGUGACACAGUACAGGGUGGAGGUCGCUAACAACUAUGAUGGGUGGGACAGCUGGGAGGUGGUGGCAGACUCACUAACAGACAUACAGACGUACUUGGAGGAGGAUCCGUCAAAACGAAGCACAACAAUUACUGGUCUAGGUCCGGGGACAAACUACAGAUUCAGAGUCAUAGCUAGGAAUCGUUUUGGGUGGGGUGUGCACAGCCUUCCCUCAAAAACAUACAAUCAAAAUCCCGGACCCCCUUCUAGUGCACCUCCCAGAGUAGGAGGCGGCGGGGGGAGUGUUGGUGAAAUUACGAUAGAAUGGGACCCAAUACUAGACAAGGACCAUGGAGGACGGGACGUUGGUUUCCACUACCGAGUGUUCUAUAGGAAGAUGACAGCAUCGCGAGAUGGUGUCUGGCUCACGAGUUACGUUAAAGCGUGUGAGACCGAAGCCUAUGGCGGUAAGGUGGAGGGGUGUGAGACACAGCAUGUUGGAAUUGUCGGCUUGCACAACUACUACCUGCAAUAUGAGACCAUGGUACAAGGGGUCAACGACCUCGGAGAAGGACCCAACUCCACCAUUGCCAUCAUUUACUCCGCCGAGGAAAUGCCAGUGACAGUUCCAACCAACAUCUAUUCGUAUGCUGUGAACGCGACUGCUAUCAUGGUACAGUGGGACGCUAUUCCAAACACCAGGGAGAUCAUGAAGGGGAAAAUACAGGGAUAUCAGAUAAACUGGUGGUUGGAUGACAAAAAUCAUACCUACGCACGUGCAAAGUACAUCCGUCACUAUGGUAACGUGACGCAAGGGAUCGUUAUAGGGUUGCAGCACGUCACUGACUAUUGGGUCAACGUACAGGUCUACAAUGGGGCGGGGCUUAGCAACCCCAGCGAGAACUAUUGGGUGUCUACCUACUACAAUCCGCCACAACACUACCCGUUCCACGUGGCUGUGCGUUCGCACGGUGUCGACAGUAUCUACUUGACGUGGAGGGGAAUCAGCACCGGGCAGGAUGAGGAGUCGAUUACAGGUUACACGGUCCGGUACUGGCAGAUGAAGAACCCGAUGUCGUCAGCUAUCGACAAGGUGGUAGGUAAAACAUUCUACGCCGUGUUAUCAAACUUAGAGAAAAACACCACCUACCAGGUCAGAGUUAUCGCUACAAGUCUCGGGGGUGACGGAAAGAAGAGUCCAACAGUAUACUUCACACUAGGAGGACAGAUCAGAUUAAAUAUUCUGACAACAGAGAUUUUGGCCUCGGCAAACAAGUUUAAAAUAUCUAUCAGUGCAUUGGUUCUUUGCUUAGUGAUUACUUUUUAGUGGAGAGUUAGCCCACUGAUAACAGUUAUCUUCUACAAAGCAAGUAUGGAUGCUGGUGUUUAUGAAGAGUGGGGGUGGGGGGUGGGGGGGGGGGGGCAGGGGGCAUGAAAGGAGUUGGGAUGCAAUAUGGAGAUAUUAAAAAUAGAGACUGGGCGCCAUACAAAACCCUUCAUUCCAGUGGAAGAACGUUUAUGUGACCACUGCAAUGUAAUUGAAGAUUGAAUACCAUCAUAUCAUAAUAUGUAAGAAAUAUAAUAGUCAACGUGUCAAAUUAUAUGCAUAUUUAACUUUCCAUAAUUACCUAUUUAAAAGUAUGAGUAUGCAAGAAAAAUUUAUAUAUAUUAUGCAAAACCAAAAUCCAGCCUUUGCUGGUGCGGUUUCAAAAUUUGUUCACGAUUAUACAUGUAUUGCCUAUAAUUAGUCCUUAUUUAGUCAUUUUGUUUGUUUCUUGUUUAUGCAUAUGUUUUGCAUCCAGUUCCGUUAUGUGGAAUGUUUAUAUGCAAUAAAGUUUUUUUGUUUUUUUUCAUCUUUUAUAAUAAAGAACCAGAUUAAUUGUUAUUAUCGCACUAGGAAAUCAAUAUUAGUAUAAUAAGUUCAUAGUAGAAAUGCUCAGGCAUUGGUGUAACGAACAUUAUUACUGGAUGAUUUGCUGCCUACAACAAUGACUUUGUCGGUACUAAAUAUGAUGUCAUCACAAUAUACAAAGACGUCACGUAAUUUAAAAUUUGCAUUUACGCAAAUUGUGAAAUUUGUAAUGAAAUGAUAAUUUAAUGCAAGGCAUUACAGAUCUUUUUUUGAAUAGAAUAAAUAGAACUUGGAGUUUGAAAAUAAAUUAUCUGUGAUCGUGAAUACAAAGCUACGGCAAUACUCAAAAUAGAGUGUAAUGUUGUUGACAUCGUUUUUAUUUCUAGAGGUACAAAUGUACAUGUAUUGAUAUUGAAAAUAAAAAGAGAAAGAAACUUGGUACCAGCUUAUUAACAAAUGUGUCCUUCAUGAAAUAAUUUUCAUUUGUCACACGCAAAAGCUCUUGAUAAGUGAAAAUUAUUAAGGACAUAAAUAUGAUGAUAACUGGUAACUCAUUUAUUAUUCUUUAUAUUAAAUGAUCCGUAAUGUUUGCAUUGAACUUUCUACAACUCAAGUUAUUGUCUGCAAUGCCAAAUUAUUAUUAUUUUAUUAUUAAAAUUUAUUAUAUUGUUAUCAAGACUGCACCUGUCUUACACAGUAGUUGGAAAAUAUUAAAACAGACAGCAUCUAAGGGUCUCGGGUCUCAUCACAUGUAGCUGAACCCCCCCCCCCCCCCCCCAUGCAAUAUAACACAUUUUCUUAUAUGGUAGCUUGUUGUUGUUGUUAACACCUUAUUUCAAUACAUGAAAUGCCAUUUUAAACCCCCAACUCUCACCACUGGCAUAGCCAGGAUUUUAGGGGGAUAACCCACAAUGUAUGUAUGUAUGUAUGUAUGCAUGUAUGAUUUUAUCAAAUUUAAUACGGUUAAAAAAAAAAGUUUGAUUCGGGGGGUGGGGGGCAUGACCCAUGCCCACCCACCCCCUCCUCACUACGCCACUGCCUCUCACUGAGCCAGAAUUCUCAUCACGUCAUGCAAACUUGAAAGUCACUUAGGGGCGGCGUCGUAUACAACUCGGUUAUCACAUAAAUUUACUUGCAUGCUUAUUUCACACUUUCGAUAUUUUGAUUGACAGCAAAUAUUCAUACUGUCACACUUGGGAUUACUGGCUGUCAGUCAAAACAUUUUAAGUGUGCAAAUAACCAUGCAUACCACUUUGGGGUUUAUUCAUAAACACAUAACAUGUUCAUAUGGUCAUCACCCAUGUAUUUUUGCAGUCAUUGUAAUAUGCGUUAUGAUGUACAUAACUGUGUGUGUGUGUGGGGGGGGGGGGGGGUGGGGUGUGUGUGUGUGUGUAUUCGACUCUAGUAAUAUAUUUCACUGUGUCAAAAUACAAAUAUUUCACUGUUAAGGAACAAUGUAUUUUUUUCUUCAAUUAAAUAAUUUUUGAACAGCCAUCAAAAUACAAUGUAUUUUAUGGUCGUUGUAGUAUGUUUAGUUUAUGGUCAUACUUAUAAAUAAUAUAUUGCUU